AUGAAACUGGCUACUCCUAGCUUGACCAAUAAUGCCACCAAACCCCAACUAGAGGCCCCUGAACGGAAUGAGAAUUUAAGAGCGAAGCACGUCGGUGACCCAGACUGCCUAAGAGUACCCCAAAAUUCCCACGCAUCGCUCUCGUCCUGCCUCAAAGGUCCAGACGACGAUGGUGGUGGCGACGACGAUCUUCCUCAGACCUAUCAUAUAAUUGAUUGGGUCAACAAGGUCGAGGAGUACCUGCCAAAGUCGGAACAGGGUCAGGCGGCUUCUUCCAAUGGUGUUGAGGAACAAGUUUCUCUCAAUGGUGGAGGCUCAGACGGAACUGAAAACUGCCCGUGUGUUAGGGAAAACGACAAGUUUCUUACCUUGGCCAUCAAUCUCAUUGCCUCGUACCAAGCCUUGUCCCAAGACCCUGAAAUCCUGAAGAGUUUCGGCCAAAGGUUCAAAAACAACGAACUGUGUGUGGUCAUUGAACACAUUUUUGGACUUCUCGAAGGCAGAGAAGUAUCUCCUGGCCAAGUCUUUCGAGAUUUCCAGGCUUCAAAGCCAACAAUGCUGACCAGCGAGGGCCUGAUGCUCCAUCCAUCGAGAUUAGACAUCAAGCAACUCGGCAACAAACCGAUGCAACUCCCGCCACUACCUCCACUUCCUCCUGAUCAGAAAUGGGAUUUAUUGAUAUCGGCAGGUGUGUUUUUGGGUAAACUCGGCCUCUAUGCAGUUCAGGAUGAAUCGCCUAUUGAGGUCAUCUACAAAGCUGCUGCUGCUUGCAGCAACAUCGACAAGACGAUGGGAAGCUACAAUAUCACCACUCACAAUGGACCCAGGGACAAACAUUCCUGGCACACGUAG
Messenger RNA from Fusarium verticillioides 7600, 852 nucleotides. RefSeq lists its product as hypothetical. The record is from RefSeq and is a predicted model, not a curated record. Lineage: Eukaryota; Fungi; Ascomycota; Sordariomycetes; Hypocreales; Nectriaceae. The transcript is spliced from 3 exons. The coding region runs from base 1 to 852 and encodes 283 amino acids.